AUGAAGUUCUUUAUCGAUGAGCUGCCCAUUCUUUUCCCAUACCCUAGGAUCUAUCCGGAGCAAUAUGCUUGGAAUCGGCGUUCAGAAACCCUGGAUGCAGGCGGGCACUGCGUUCUGGAGAUGCCUUCAGGAACGGGAAAGACAGUCUCGCUGCUCUCACUCAUUGUUGCAUACCAACAACACAACCCCGAGCACCGGAAGCUAAUCUACUGCUCUCGUACCAUGUCCGAGAUCGAAAAGGCCCUUGCUGAGCUGAAGGCUCUCAUGAAGUACAGAGCACAAGAGCUCGGCGAAGAAGAAGAAUUCCGCGGCCUCGGACUGACGAGUAGAAAGAACUUGUGUCUACAUCCUUCGGUCAAGCAGGAGAAGAGUGGUGCCAUUGUCGACGCUCGUUGCCGGAGUCUCACAGCUGGGUUCGUCAAGGAGAAGAAGGACCGCGGCGAGAACGUCGAUGUCUGCGUCUACCACGAUAACCUGGACCUGCUUGAGCCGCACAAUCUAAUUCCCAACGGAGUCUGGACGUUUGACGGCCUCUUGAAAUAUGGCGAGCAGCACAAGCAGUGUCCUUACUUCACCGCGAGACGCAUGAUGCAAUUCUGCAAUGUCAUCAUCUACUCCUACCACUACCUUCUCGACCCCAAGAUCGCGGAGAGAGUGUCUAGAGAACUAUCAAAAGAUUGCAUUGUGGUCUUUGACGAAGCCCACAACAUCGACAAUGUCUGCAUCGAGUCCCUCAGCACGGACAUCACGGAGGACUCUCUGCGAAAGGCCACAAGAGGAGCGCAGAAUCUGGAACGGAAGAUCGCAGAGAUGAGGGACACCGACCAAGAGCAGCUGCAAAAUGAGUACCAGAAGCUGGUUGAGGGUCUCCGUGGCGCCGACGAGGCACGGCAAGAAGACGCGUUCAUGGCGAAUCCAGCACUGCCCGACGACUUGCUGAAGGAGGCGGUUCCGGGCAACAUUAGGAGAGCCGAGCAUUUUGUGUCCUUCCUGAAGAGAUUCAUCGAGUAUCUCAAGACCCGCAUGAAGGUUAGGCACACGAUAUCGGAGACGCCGCCAUCCUUUCUCGCCCAUCUCAAGGAGUACACCUUUAUCGAGAAGAAGCCCCUGAGGUUUUGUGCCGAGAGGCUAACGUCGCUCGUGCGGACUCUUGAGCUCACCAACAUUGAAGAUUACCAGCCUCUUCAGGAGGUUGCCACCUUUGCGACUCUUGUCGCAACGUACGAGAAGGGCUUCCUGCUUAUCCUCGAGCCUUUCGAGUCGGAAACGGCCGAGGUGCCCAACCCGGUGUUGCAUUUCACAUGCCUCGACGCCGCCAUCGCCAUCAAACCCGUCUUUGACAGGUUCAGCUCCGUCAUUAUCACGUCGGGAACCAUCUCUCCGCUUGAAAUGUACCCCAAGAUGCUGGGGUUCUCGACCGUAGUGCAGGAAUCAUACAGCAUGACCCUGGCGAGGAGGUCUUUCCUGCCCAUGAUCGUCACCCGCGGAAGUGACCAGUCUUCCAUCUCCACUAGUUUCCAGGUCAGAAACGAGCCGAGUGUUGUCCGGAACUACGGCACCCUCCUCACAGAGUUCGCCAAGAUCACGCCGGACGGCAUGGUCGUCUUCUUCCCGUCGUAUCUGUACAUGGAGUCCAUCAUCAGCAUGUGGCAGGGCAUGAACAUUCUGGAAGAGGUCUGGAAAUACAAGCUCAUCCUCGUUGAGACGCCCGACGCACAGGAGACGUCACUUGCGCUAGAGACCUACCGGACGGCCUGCUGCAACGGUCGCGGCGCCGUCCUGCUGUGCGUCGCCCGAGGCAAGGUCUCGGAGGGUAUCGAUUUCGACCACCAAUACGGCAGAACCGUGUUGUGCAUAGGCGUACCGUUCCAGUACACCGAGUCCCGAAUCCUCAAGGCGAGACUCGAGUUCCUGCGCGAGACGUACCGCAUCCGCGAGAACGACUUCCUGUCCUUUGACGCCAUGCGCCACGCCGCACAGUGCCUGGGUCGCGUCCUGCGUGGCAAGGACGACUACGGCAUCAUGGUCCUCGCGGACCGCCGGUUCCAGAAGAAGCGCGUGCAGCUGCCCAAGUGGAUCAAUCAGGGCCUGCUCGACGCCGACACGAAUGUAAGCACCGACAUGGCCGUCAGCAGCGCUCGGCGCUUCCUCAAGCAGAUGGCGCAGCCGUUCCGGGCAAAGGACCAGGAGGGCGUGAGCACCUGGAGCUACGAGGACCUGAUGAAGCAUAAGGAGAAGAUGGACUUGGAGCGCAUCCAGGAGCUUGAAGAAGCCGGCGUCGGCGGCGAUGGAUACGGGGCUGACGGCGGAGACGAGUACGGCAUGGACGACGACCUUGACAACGAUCUGAUGGAGAUUGACGACGGGUUCUGA
Messenger RNA from Colletotrichum spaethianum, 2373 nucleotides. Its product is annotated as general transcription and DNA repair factor IIH helicase subunit XPD. NCBI's taxonomy places the organism in Eukaryota, Fungi, Ascomycota, Sordariomycetes, Glomerellales, Glomerellaceae. Gene Ontology annotation, cellular component: nucleus. The coding region runs from base 1 to 2373 and encodes 790 amino acids. The transcript has 8 exons. Gene Ontology annotation, molecular function: ATP binding; DNA helicase activity; damaged DNA binding. The record is from RefSeq and is a predicted model, not a curated record. Gene Ontology annotation, biological process: nucleotide-excision repair; transcription by RNA polymerase II; positive regulation of mitotic recombination.